Messenger RNA from Lutzomyia longipalpis, 1828 nucleotides. RefSeq names its product HIV Tat-specific factor 1 homolog (gene barc). Gene Ontology annotation, biological process: mRNA splicing, via spliceosome. The transcript has 6 exons. The coding region runs from base 160 to 1770 and encodes 536 amino acids. The record is from RefSeq and is a predicted model, not a curated record. Gene Ontology annotation, cellular component: U2 snRNP; U2-type spliceosomal complex. Gene Ontology annotation, molecular function: RNA binding. Lineage: Eukaryota; Metazoa; Arthropoda; Insecta; Diptera; Psychodidae.
CGUUUUGUUGUGAUUUGGUGUUUUGGAAAAAUCCACUGUUUGUUUUCUUGCGCAUUUUCUGGGGGUUUUUCAAUAGUUUUCCGGGGGAUUUUCUUCAAAUUGAAACUACGGGAAAAUCAACAUCAAUUGAAUAUUAGUGUGUGUCCCUCGUCAAGUGAAAUGUCCGACCUAAGGGUGGUUGAUGAGGGUGCUGUUGAGGCUGGUGCUGCUGCGGAAUCUCCUGGGAGGGAGAUUGUGGUGUCGCCGGAGGAGGCGCUUUCGGUGCGAGAGGAAAGUAAAGUGGAGGCAAAUGAGGGUGCUGGCUCAGCACAACUUGGUGGUAGUUGCGAGGAGUUUGUGGGACAAAAGGGCGAGUCAUUGAGCGCGGAGGGAGGGGGUGUAUUGAGUGAAUCGGCGGAUUUGGGUGCGAAGAAGACAAUGAAUGAGGAGUACGCCAAGCACGUUGUGAGGGAUGAAAGUGGGGCAGCAAUUUACGUGGAUCCCAGCACAAAGUUGAAAUAUCGCUGGGACGAGGGGGCAAAUGAGUGGGUGCUGCAGCAACAUGAGGAGGAGGCAUCGACCCAGCCGGGGAAUCCCUACGAGACGGAGCACUAUCGGUGGUGCACGGAGAAGGGGGAGUGGGUGCUCAAGGAGGAGAAGCUCGAGAAUGAAUACUACACGUGGUCGAGUGAACGGGGUGAGUGGGUGCCGAAGGAGGGUGUGAGUGCCGCGGGGAAGUCGUAUGUGGAUAAGGAUGGGGUGCGAUAUGCCUGGGAUGCGGAAAAGAGUGCCUGGUUCCCGGCAAUCGAUGAGGAUUUUAUGGCGCACUACCAGAUGAAUUAUGGAUUUGUGGCAAAUACUGCCGAUGAGCCGAAAGGGGCUGCUGUGGACCCACCCCCACCACCAGCUCCUGCGGCAGCACCAUCAGCCCCUGUGGCAGAGGAGACGGGUGACCCAAAGGCGGGGAUUAAGAGAAAGGCACCGCAACAACCACCAAAGUGGUUUGAUUUACCACCAGAGCACAACACCAAGGUUUAUGUGUCGAAUCUGCCGGAGGACAUCACGGAGGAGGAGUUUGUGGGUGUGAUGUCCAAGUGCGGUAUGAUUAUGCGGGACAUCCAGACGCAGAAGCUCAAAGUGAAGCUCUACGCCGAAGCAGAUGGGCAACUCAAGGGUGAUGGGCUCUGUGACUACAUCAAGGUGGAAUCUGUGGACUUGGCGCUAAAUAUUCUCGAUGGAUAUGAGAUUCGGGGGAGAAAAUUGCGCGUUGAACGAGCUGAAUUCCACAUGCGUGGCGAAUAUAAUCCCGCACUGAAGCCCAAACGCAGGAAGAAGGACAAGGAGAAGGUGAAGAAGAUGAAGGAAAAGUUGUUCGAUUGGCGCCCGGACAAGAUGCGUGGUGAGAGGGCGAGGCACGAGCGCGUGGUCACUGUUAAAAAUUUAUUCACACCCGAGACCUUCGACAAGGAAGUCCAAUUAAUUCUUGAGUAUCAGAAUGACCUACGGGAGGAGUGCAAGAAAUGCGGAACAGUGCGGAAAGUUAUCAUUUACGAUAGACAUCCCGAGGGAGUUGCACAGGUGACGAUGGCUGACCCAGAUGAGGCAGACUUGGUCGUGAAGCUCCUCCAUGGACGAUUCUUCGGUCAGAAGAAGCUCACAGCUGAAUUGUGGGAUGGAAAGACGAAGUACAAGAUUGUGGAGACGGAAGAGGAGGCAUUGGAGAGAAAGAAGAAAUGGGAUACGUAUUUGGAGCAGAAGGAGAAGCAAAAGGAAGACGAUGACAGUGAUUAAUUUGUAAUUCCCACGAAAAGUUUUAGAGGAAAUUUUCUAUAAAUUGUAACAUUUCUUU